AUGGUGUUCUUUACAUGCAAUGCUUGUGGCGAGUCCCUAAAGAAAGCCCAGGUGGAUAAACACGUGUCUAUGUGCCGGGGCUGCCAGGUUCUGUCUUGCAUUGACUGUGGAAAAGAUUUCUGGGGCGAUGAUUAUAAGAAUCACAUCAAAUGCAUCAGCGAAGACCAGAAAUAUGGAGGUAAAGGCUAUGAGGCAAAAUCAAACAAAGGGGAUGUGAAGCAGCAUCAGUGGAUCCAGAAAAUCCACGAAGCCAUGAACAAGCCAGGAGUCAGUGCAAAAUUAAAAGAUGUGCUCAAGCAAGUCAGUGCGUAUGACAAUGUUCCAAGAAAAAAGGCCAAAUUUGAGAACUGGAUGAAAAAUAGUCUACGUAUUACCAACUCAAGUCUCCACGAAGAUGUGUGGACAAUCCUCAAUUCAGCGUCUGACAGUCCCCCUUCUGCACCCCUGGAGAAAAAAGUUCAAGGUAUUGCCACAGAAGGAGAAAUGAAUAGCAGUCAUAAAAAGCAGAAUGGCCAUUCAAACACAAAGCAAAAGAAGCUAACUAAACAAGAAGCCCGUCAACAGGCAAAUGGGAACGUUGACAAGAAAUCAAAAAAGGCAGAAAUGGCAGUAGUCGAGGAAGAACAGUUGACCAAAAAGAAAAAGAAGGAAAGAAAGAGAUUACGGGGUUGUGAAGAAAUUGGAAGUGAGGACCAAGAUGGUGCUUCUGAGCAAAUACCCAGCAAGAAAAUAAAAAGUGACCAAACAGAAGUGGAGGUUUCAGAGCUGACUGAGGUUCUAGCAGCUUCCAAAGGUAAUUUCAAAUGGAAAGAAACUAUCAAGGCAGUAUUGAGAAAUUCACCAGACCAAGAAUUGCCAGUGAAGAAACUCAGGAAAAAGGUUCUGGCAGCCUAUUUUUCCAUUACUGGUGACGGGAACUUCAAGAAAAAGGAAGAGGUCCUCGCACUUUUCAAUAAGAAGAUCAAUAACAAUCCCAGGUUUAAAGUUUUGAAGGACAGAGUUCGUCUUGUAAAUUGA
This is a messenger RNA of Nerophis lumbriciformis (worm pipefish), 1017 nucleotides long. The record is from RefSeq and is a predicted model, not a curated record. NCBI's taxonomy places the organism in Eukaryota, Metazoa, Chordata, Actinopteri, Syngnathiformes, Syngnathidae.